UUUUGCGCUAUUUUUGGGAAUUUUUUUUGUGAUCUUCAUGAUCUCAUGAUCAUUGUGUGAGAAGAGGAAGGAUAUAUCCCAUCUGGUGGCUCAAAAAAGAAGUUAAUAACCAAAAUAGAAGAAGCUGGAACACUUCUAUUGAUCCAAAAAAAUCGAAAUUUGCCUGCCGAAGAGAUUGAGGCCGAUCCUCCCAAAAGAAAAGUCCAAAUGGAAAAGAUGAAAAACCUACAGAGUUUCUAUAUCUUCGUGGUUGUACUCUCAGCCGUCUUCCCGGUUGCAGACGGCUGCAUGAGUCGCCGUCGAAGUCCAACGCGGCCACCUAGUGUUGUGCCACCUACCUUCAGCGAUUGCAAUGCCCCAUAUAGCACAGCUUACUGCCUUAAUGGGGGCGCCUGCUUUAACUUUACAAUAGGGCACCGUCACCUGCCUGCCUGCCGAUGCCUCGAGGGCUUCAUGGGUGAACGCUGUGAACUCAAGUACCUGCGCUUACCUGAGCACCGACAGACCCCAGUGAAGCUAGCCACUGCACGCAGUGCUGUCCUCCUCGGGGCAACCCUCUCCUCCCUUGCAAUCUUCCUGACGGGUUCGUGGCGCCUUCUCUCGCGCAGGCACUCCACAGCGAUCCUCUACCUCCGAGGGAGGUAGAUCCCAUCCCCCACAACCCAUGUAGUCAACAUCCCCCACCAAAAAAGCCUUGGCAGACAUGCCAAACAAAAUUCUUUCUAUUUUUUCGUCCUAAGUACUGCCAUUUAUCAUCCUAAUUUCUUCCUAUAAACGUACUUAUAAAUAUAUAUAUGUUGUUUUCUAGUAUGUAAAAAUUAUAUGUUUAUGUUAAGUUUAUCAUAAAAAAUAUAUACAGUGGUAUAUAUUUAAAAAUAUAUAAAAGACAGAACCAAAAA
Messenger RNA from Lutzomyia longipalpis, 899 nucleotides. Its product is annotated as protein spitz-like. Gene Ontology annotation, molecular function: epidermal growth factor receptor binding; receptor ligand activity. The transcript has 2 exons. The record is from RefSeq and is a predicted model, not a curated record. Bases 208 to 645 code for a protein of 145 amino acids. Gene Ontology annotation, biological process: epidermal growth factor receptor signaling pathway. NCBI's taxonomy places the organism in Eukaryota, Metazoa, Arthropoda, Insecta, Diptera, Psychodidae.